This is a messenger RNA of Acanthopagrus latus (yellowfin seabream), 4620 nucleotides long. RefSeq names its product myocyte enhancer factor 2b (gene mef2b). Gene Ontology annotation, molecular function: RNA polymerase II cis-regulatory region sequence-specific DNA binding; DNA-binding transcription factor activity, RNA polymerase II-specific; protein dimerization activity. Gene Ontology annotation, biological process: positive regulation of transcription by RNA polymerase II. The transcript is spliced from 9 exons. The record is from RefSeq and is a predicted model, not a curated record. Lineage: Eukaryota; Metazoa; Chordata; Actinopteri; Spariformes; Sparidae. The coding region runs from base 500 to 1747 and encodes 415 amino acids.
AAAAAAAAAAAAAGCCCUCUUUGAGACACAAUAACACCAAAAGUGUGCUCUGUGUGUUGCGGAUCUUUCCUCGCAGUGUAACUUCUGCUGUGAACUGGCUGUCAGCCCUCGGUGAGUGAGUGGCGCGCUCGCGGGCGGAUGGGAGGCGGAGGAGCGCGUCCAAUGGCGCGGCCGAGGAGGCGGUGUGCGGUGACAGAGAGGCGGGCUGCAGCAGCCAGCUGUUGUGGAAAGCAGCGCUCCUGAACCAUCCGCUGCUACUACUGCACCAGGUGAAUGUCUGCACAUCACAGCACGAGAUCAGGACACGAGACGAGACACGAAACACUGAGUGUGCUUUUUUUUUUCUUCUCCUUGUUUUUGUUUUUUUUCCGCCCCGUCUGCGAUUUUUUUUCUCCCCUGUUUGAUUGGUUUUCUCGAUCAACCGGGGUGGGUGAAACUCGGAGGUGAGACGAGAGAAGGAGAUCCAGAGCAGGUGUUUUUGCAGAAAACAGCAGACAAAAUGGGAAGAAAGAAAAUACAAAUUUCUCGUAUCCUGGACCAGAGGAACAGACAGGUCACCUUCACCAAGCGCAAGUUUGGCCUGAUGAAGAAGGCGUACGAGCUGAGCGUGCUGUGCGACUGUGAGAUCGCCCUCAUCAUCUUCAACAGCACCAACCGCCUGUUCCAGUACGCCAGCACGGACAUGGACAAGGUGCUGCUCAAGUACACGGAGUACAGCGAGCCGCACGAGAGCCGCACCAACACGGACAUCCUGGAGACUCUGCGUAGGAAGGGCCUCGGUCUUGAGGCCUCUGAGCUCGACAGUGAGGAGAGCAUGCAGGUGGGCGCAGACAAAUACCCGCUCAGCGAGGGCAUGGAUCUCUCUGUGGCCCGCCAGCGCUUCUACGCUCCGUCGCUCCUCUCGCAGGAGGCUCAGUUCCUGGUGUCUGCAGGCUGCGAGAACGGCUUCCCCAACUCCUCCGGAUCCAGCAUGGCGUCCCACAGACCCCCGGCCUUCAAAUCCCUGAGCUCCAGACCCGGCUCUGCCAGUCCUGCUGCACCACACGCACACACCGCGUUCAUGUCUCCACACACAGGUAUCGGCUACUCCGUGUUCUCCCAUGGCAGCCUGAAUCGAGCUCUGGACAUGAAAAGCCCUCCUCCUCUGAACCUGGGCCCUGAGAACCUGCGGGGGGACGCUGCUGGUCAGGGAAUGGGGGCCACGCGGGCUAACCACAGCUCUGCUAGGGCUGUCUUGUACCAGGGCCUGCACAGCAGCAGCUCCAUGGUCGCCAUGGGCAAGGCCGGGCUGCUGGGACACAAUUUGGGAGGCUACGGCCUCCCGUCUCCUGGAGCCUCUGAGUACAGCCAACCUGGUUUUUAUCACUCAGUCAGUCUACAGCGAGGAGCAGUGAACCCCUGGCAGCAAGCGCAGCCGCCUCAGGAGCCCCACGGGCCUCAUAUAAGCCCAGGGAUGUCCAGCGGAGGGUGCUCCUUCCCGUCCCCGUCCUGCUCCUCCACCUCUUCGCAUCUGCCCUCCCUCAACCUCAGCAUCAAAUCAGAGCGGAGCUCUCCCGAGCACAUGUCCUCGCCCACCUCCCCUCCCCGACACCACCUCAGGCAGCACUCGCCAAUGAGCAACCCCGACUCGGCUCGCCAUACCCCUCCGGAAGCCCGUCCGGCCAAUGAGAUGAAGGAGUUUCCCAAAGCCGGCUACCCACAGGAUGAAGGAGGGCAGUUAGAGAUAAGUGGUGGGUGGCAGAGAUAGCUGGCUGCUGCAGCCUAACACCAUCUCCUAUUCAAUCAGCUAUCUUCAAUCAAAACCAGUCCUCACACACACACACACACACACACACACACACACACACACACACAGAUAAAACAGAAGAUAGCGAGAUGGGGUCGAUUUGUCCCCUCCGUCCCAGAGAGGAUGGCCUGUCUUUGUCUCCUCACACAGAGCUGGUCUCUCCCGAGCGAUGAAGAAUCUUCUCUGCAUCACUUGAUUGAUCCCAUGAGGAGACAGACGCAUACAGACAUUUUGCUCUUUUUUUUCGUUUUGUUUUGUUUUGUUUGGUUAGGAUUAGUUUUCUGUGUGGCGCUCAUGUGAGACAGACAUACAAUCUGAAAUGUGUUGGUGUUUGUUCUGUUACCAGUUAGCGACAGCAGCACGUCGGGACCAGCAGAAUUCCUCCAAAACGGCCAAAAAUCAGUGAUAUGAUCCCUCCCGCCGCCCCCUCACAAGAACAGUUUUUUUAGGAAUACACUGUGCGAUUUAAAGGAUAAGUUCAUCUUUUGUUUUCAAGUCUGUCAUUUACAACACUUACACUGAAACAGCUCCUGUUCGCUGUAAUUGCUCCUCCUGGCCUUGAAGGCCGUGAAAAGGGAAACGAGGGAGAAAAUCCAGAGCCUCCAGAUCUUUGCUGUUGUUGAAAUUUAGACAAUGCAUUUUUUUAUUUCAUGGCUGAGAGUCGUUGGAGGGAUAGUAAAGUCUUUUCUGGGUAAAGUUUCUCACACCGGAGCAACAUUGUAACUUUGCAAAAUGUCCGCUUCAUUUGCCCGAUUUAAAUGCACAGUGUGGAAUUUCUGGUACCAGGGGUCUCUCCAUCAAAACAAAACAAGACCUAAGCCGUGUGGGAUCAUGGGAGUUGUUGUCCUCAUGACAUUUGCCAAUGAAAAUCUAUCCACGCCUGGUGAUGUUUUUAGGUUUUCAUUCACGUAACGUUCAGGCUCACUCACCGACCUCCUCCCUCGCACGCUGACUCUCUCCUAGAAGUUACAGCGAUGGGGGACCAAAUGAAACGCGCUGUCAGGAGUGAAAUUACAGAUUUGUCUUCGAAAAUUGCAGCAAACUUCUGGGAUAAUAUGAGCGCACAACUCAACAAAAUACACAACAGCGAUCGCUUUUGGACAUUUUAAUUCAGAAAUAUAUCUUUAAAAAUACAUUUUAUCUGUAAGGACUUUUUUUUAUGCAGAAAAGUUACAUGCUAUAUCUCAAAUGAACUUGAACGCUUCUCUAAAAGAAUUCUGUCCCCAGUGUCGGUCUGUACAUUGGACAUUAAGCAGGAGAUCUUUUCAUGGCCGGUACAGAAAGGAGGAACAAUUACAGCAAAGCUGUUUCAGCACACACAGGUUGGUGUGUUGUGUGUAUCGCUGCGAAUCUGGGCAUUAAUUUGUAUCAGGAACUUGAAUGUGGGCUUCUUUGGGGAAAUGGCUUCUUUCUAUGCUUCGUUUUUAGUCUCAUUAAUCCUGCAGAUGAUGCUCAUUUCAGUUAUUUACUUCACUCCAUCGAAACCAAAAGUCACGACAGUCUACUUCAAUGAAAGACCAAAGUGUUCAGUCAUCGUCCUUUUGCAUUGCAGUCAGGGCUGCCGCAAUAUUGGAUAAUGUGCCAAUGAUACGCAAAAUAGGAUAUCGGGUGAAUAAUCCUGUGAAAAUAUUUUGUUCAUCUUUUGUCUAUAAGGUCGUCUGGUUGCCUUCCAUUAAUCAGUGAGUAAUUGACAGUAGUUGUUUUUCUUUCACUCUCACUUCACCACCCUACACUUGCGUUUUGGAGAAUCAUUAAAUUGCAAAAAAAAAGUCAAUGAUAGAUUUGACAGUUCACAUUUUAUAAAAACAAUUGUAUAGAUCCCACAACAAAAUUGUUAUUAUGAAUUUGUUUGACCACAAUAAUGUUGUAGCCAAAAUCUGAUAUGGCGACAGCCCCUGAUUGCAAUCAAAUACGGUAGCAGCCAAAGACGUCACAAGUGAGACAACGUUGGAAAAAAAAAAUGUAUAAUUUAGUUUUGUUCAUUUAGUAACUGCAUAUUGUGGGUAUUACUGAGCUUCACUGCUGUCACUGUCUCAGGGUAUUUUUGAAAUAUAUGAGACAGAGUCUAAAUAUUCAAAGGAUAUUUCAUAAAAAACAACCCUCGCAUUAUGUUUUGCUUUUCUAUUGACAUGUGUUUGUUUUUGAUUAUGCCUGUAAAUGUGUCUCUUUGUGCGCUGGAUUUCUGUGUGUGUUACUUUUCGCAUUAUUCAACUUGACAAAAUAUGAAUUGGUGAAUUUCCCCUCGUUGUCCACAAGGGGUCAUCUUGUAUCUCAAAGUGUGGAUUUUUUGGAGGGUGGGGGGGUAUUUGAGUGAGAGCGUGCAGAGCAGGGAGGACCAGCCCAAAUCCUCUGUGAUUAAUUAUUAUCUGAUGAGUCUCUGUGACAAGAUGCUUCACCCUGACGACGUUGAACAAACACGCCUUGACACAGGUUUGGUCAUGUGGCCGGAGGAGGUGCUGCUGUUGAACUUGCUCCUUUUUUCUUACUUUCUUACGCAGUUACGUGGAUUAAUAUCAGCAUGAGAAACCAAAUGAUCAGUAUUCUGAUGUUUUGGGUCCGAGUUUUUUUUUCUAUGUUUGCUGAACGCUUCACUAAUAGAACAGAGACGUAUCUGUAUCUGACAUUUGUUGUGAUUCCUUUUAAAUAAAACCGGUUUGAUUUUUUUUUUGUUGUUGUUGUUUUUUUGUGCUUUCGCCUGCUGUUUUAGUAUUAAUUUUUUUUUUCCAUGAAGCAUUCAGUUGUCUGUCUUUCAUUUGGGAGGAAAAAAAAGGUGAUUUUUCAUGUAACGGCAACCUGAAGACAGAUAAAAUGCAGUUCGCUGUGCAGCUAUCAGG